UCAAGUGCAUAUACAGUUAAAGCAAUUAUUUCUGGCAGUUGGACAUCUUGUUACAAGACCGUGUCUCCGUUUUGUCAUCUCAGUGUCGGUCGUGCCACCGUUCGUUAUGACAAAACUCUAUUCCUAUGAAGUAACACGUUCACGUCUUCAGAAAUGAGUUUUCUCGAACGUAUUCGUAAUUUCGUGUUUCUCGGUUCGAUUUUGUCCACUGUUUGUGUUACAAUUGGACAACAGUGCUUCGAUGACGGCAACGAGAUCUGCAUCGACGAAAACGACAUAUUAUCGGUGGAUCUUCUGCCUGGAUCAUUCCUGUUCCCGGAUCAGCAGAUAGCGAAAAAUACGUCUACCGUUCUCGAUAACAAAGUGGUCGACGGAUCUAUUAACGAUGCGUUAAACAACAUGGAAUUUCACAGGAAAAGAAUGAACGAAUACUUGUGCCACGGGUACAUGGCUAUGGAAAUCGUGAAGCUGAUGAGCACACCCAGAGUUAAAAGGCGACUGGGCACCUCGGAAAAUAAUGAACUGCGUGACUUGGUGGAUGUCGAUAAUGUUACUGUUCACGACAAACUGUUGGCGGACGAGGGAAGCUUGAAAUAUAAAAAUUGGCUGCAACGGAGGACUACACUGGACGACGUGUACCGACACUAUAUUCCUCGUAAGAAAAUGGGUAAAGUUCAUGGUUCUAGGGAUGAUAAUAUCGAAGAUUUCGAUGGUGAAGUUACGGGAUACGCGAUGCAAGCGCCAUUACCAUCUGGCAAAGUAGGUUUCUACGAGGGAAACGACGGAGACGAUGAUCACAUGAUCUCGUCUUCUUCCGGUCAUAAUAUUUACUACGGCCAUUCUUACGGCCACGGGGGUGAUCCAUACUCUCAUCACAGCGAAGUUUUCCCGGCUAUACACGAAGAACACUAUUACCCACCGAUACAGUAUAACGAGCAUCACGAACACGAAGAAGAGUAUCAUAAACCGUAUUAUUAUAAAGGAAAAGGGAGCGAACUUUCGAUACAAGAUUUCUUCGAAAUUGCUCUUACGGCGCUGGCGUUUCUAGCGUUCGGACUGUUUGUCAUACAACUGUUAAUGAACAUGACGAACACUAUGACUACGACUAUGGCUACUGUAGUGACCACUGCUAGACGUUCCAAGAGAAAUAUUGCUGGCUUGCCUUUCUUUUAUAACAGCAACGAAGAAUUGAACGAGUUAGCUUAUAAUGUUCUGAGAUCUAUCGAGGGUGCUCUUGUGGCUGAUCUGGAUUCCGGUAAUUGUCUUCGCAGGAUCCUUUGCGAAGGAAACAAGCAUUCCACGCAGACCGCUGAUGCACGAAAAAUUUGGGCUCCCGUUUGGAGUUUAGGAAUGAGCUGGCUAUCAGGGAGAGUAACGAAAGGAUCACCAUGGACGUCAAUGAUGGAUUCUCUGAAAGCCUCUAUCCUUGGUCUAGGCAAAGCCGACUGUUCCGUUUUAUAUCCUGAUUGCAAUCUCAAAAAGGAAAGGAUUAAAAGGCUUCGGAAGCGUCGAAGAUAAUUAAGACCAAACCACGAUUUGUUAAAAUUUAUGCAUAAUUUCAGGCAGUCUACAACGUAUUUCUUUAUUUUCUAAACAGUCCCUUAAUUGAAAAAUAUAAUGUACAUCGUCCAUAGCAUUUUAGUUUUACAAUAACGACUACUCUGUACGUAGUGUAAUUCAACCCUUUGCACUCGAGUGGCGACUCCAAGACGACGCUAAAAAUUGCUAUACCGUUUCCGAAAGAAUU
Molecule: messenger RNA, 1747 nt
Organism: Megalopta genalis
Lineage: Eukaryota; Metazoa; Arthropoda; Insecta; Hymenoptera; Halictidae
Source: RefSeq, a predicted model, not a curated record